Messenger RNA from Diaporthe batatas, 2999 nucleotides. RefSeq lists its product as uncharacterized. The transcript has 2 exons. The record is from RefSeq and is a predicted model, not a curated record. Lineage: Eukaryota; Fungi; Ascomycota; Sordariomycetes; Diaporthales; Diaporthaceae. Bases 611 to 2716 code for a protein of 701 amino acids.
GGGGCACAUCGGCCACAGCAGAUUCAUGUUCAUACCCACGUCCAUGGAUGCUCAAGUGCGACCAGACAGACCACUCCUGGCCCCAGAUGGUUCGCUAUCGUUCCAGCCAGCGUGCACCUUGACCUUGACCAUCCAUCGGGGCCCCUCAUAAAUGUCAGCACCAUCGGACGAGUGAUUUUUUGGAAACUGACUUGUCUCUCGCCGAUGAAGCCAGUCGCGUGAAACCCGAGCCAAGAUCCCCGCGGGCAUUCCGUUUGUUCAGAAAUAGAACUGCGUGCCCCCCCUCAACAACUCUUGUUGUGCAUUUAUAUGCGCGUCUAUCUGGUCAGUCGAUCAACCGGCUCAGUUGAUUUAUUCCACAGAACCUACCUUCCUAGCCUGCAUACCACGGCAGCAGCUCCAGCUGUAGCUCCAACUCCAGCCGCGGGGUCGCCAGCUCCUCAACGCUUCUUUGCGCUUCGGUCGUCUUCCCCCAACCAAGGCGUGACUUUAUCUGUUCUCACCUGAUAGAUCACGUCCAACAUAAUCCACCAGAACCCACGGUUCUGUUCAUAGUCCCCAAGCCGCACAUUCGCUCCCUUGUCCCACUCUACCCCGCCCACACAUCACAAUGGAGACAGUCAACGAGUAUGCCAAGCAGGACCUGUCCAAGCUGGGCAGGGAAGACCAGACACUGCUGCUGUUCGCGCGGUUGAUGGAGGGCGGCCAGGAGGACGACGAUACCGUCAAGGACCUUGACUCGCUCACCAAGCUCCUACACGACGACCCCGAGGCCAGGAAGAAGGACAAGUCGAUAUGCGACGUCAUCGAUAGCGACUGCUUCGACACAAUCCUCUGCUACCUCGACAUGCGACAGCCCGAUAUCGUCCGCGGCCAUGCCACCCUCACUGCCUCCGCCUACCUCAAAGCCUCCGGCGCCGAUGGCUCCAAGCAGCUGCGCGACUUCUUCCAGGACCGCGUCAAGCGGGGCACCUACGACGACUACAUCGUCGCCUUCUGCGUCGCCGCCGCCAUCUUCCCCAUCGUCCCCGACCUCAUUACCGAGCUGUUCCUCAGCGAGGGCUUCCUGCCCAGCCUCGGACCGCUCAUGCGCCGGAAGUGGAAGAGCCGGAAGGUCGAGACGGCGUGUCUGGAAAUGUUGAACGCGGCGUGCAUGAACCAGCAGUGCCGCGAGGCCGUCCAGAAAUACUGUGUGGAGUGGCUGGAGGAGGUUGUCGACCAGGACCCUGAUGAGGCUGUCAAGUCCAUGUACGUCCGCGGCGGCCACGGCUCACAUGGCGACGAAGGCUCCGUCUCCAUGCGAAGGCACUCCGAAAACGUCCAGCAUCUGGCUGCUGUUAUACUUGCCAAGUUAAGGGCAAUACAACCUGCCCGCGCACCGGAUGGCCAGGGCGGAGACACGGAGCGAGUACAACAGGCCAGCACCACAAUCGAGGAACUGUCCAAGAUGUUCACCGACAUGUUGGUCAAGGACCCAGAACACGCGCGUAAUAACUCGAUCGAGGGGCUGGCCUAUGCGUCGCUACGGUCAAACGUCAAGGAAGACCUGUCCAAGAAUAAGGAAUUCUUGAAGCAGCUCGUCAAGACACUGGAAAAUGCGCAACCAAAGUCACCACUCACAUAUGGGGCGUUGACUAUACUGGUUAACCUCACUCGAUUCCAGCCCAACAAGUCUGAGGAGGAGAAGAAGAUGGACCAGCUGAAGGCAUACGCUAACGCGGCUGGGAAGAUCGCGCCCGAUCCCCUCAACGACAACGAGCACGUCACGGCCCGAUGCAAAGCGGUCUUCGAGGCAGGCGUCACGCCCGUCUUGGUAACACACAGCAAGAACGGCUCCGUAGCGUCGCUGACCCUAAUUAUUACAAUCAUCAACUCUCUCUCCCAGAUAACCAGCAUCCGCGGUCUACUGGCUCAGCAGGGCGCCGUCCGGCUCCUCAUAGCAGCUUGGAAUGCCCUUCCUUCUUCCGAGGCUCAGCCAAAACGCGUGGCCGCCCAAGCUCUCGCCCGCAUACUCAUAUCUACCAACCCUGCCCUGGUAUUCGGCGGCACGAGGCCCACACCACAGAGCGCAGCCAUCCGCCCACUAGUAUCCAUCAUCACACCAGACCAGGACGCCGAGACACGUGAUCUCCUACCGACCUUUGAAUCCCUCAUGGCCUUGACCAACUUGGCGUCCACUGACGAUGACACGCGCGCGGCCAUCGUGCGCCAGGCCUGGCCCGAGCUGGAGGAACAGCUGCUGUCGACCAACGCACUGGUGACUAAGGCAGCAGUCGAGCUGGUGUGCAACCUCGUGCAGUGUGUGGAAGCGAUCGCGCUGUACGCGGAUGGGACAGCCAAGGCGCGCGACAGGCUACACAUCCUCCUCGCACUGGCGGACGCCGAGGAUGAGGGCACAAGAAGCGGGGCGGGCGGCGCGCUGGCCACGCUCGUGGGCGUCGAAGAGGUUGUCACGGCCCUCCUAGCGCGCGAGCGCGGUGUGCGCAACAUUCUGGGCCUGUGCGCCGAUGAGUCCAGCGAGGAUAUCCGUCACCGGGGGGUGUUUGUCGUGUACAGCCUCGUCACCAUGGACAGCGAUGUCGGGGCCCGCGCGAGGGCCAAGAUCCGCGAUGAGGGCGGCGUUGAUGUCCUCCGCGAUUGUGCGCGCCGUACGCGGAGGCCUGAGGUGCUGGACUUGGCCGUGCAGGCGUUGAAGCUGAUUAUGGAGGAGAACUAGGCCCUUUGUGUUUCACUUUCGGUGGGGUUGGGGUGUUACGAUGCAUACAUCUUGUGAGCGUGUUUGAUUAUUCCAAAACUGGUGCGUUAGAUGACUUCAUGAUCCGUAUGUGUGGUUUUACUUUCUGGGAUUACCGGUUUAGCUGGAGUCGGUACUCAUUUUGCCUUUCCAAGGCCUCCCACGUGGAUCAUAUGUGAGCUUUUGCAAGACUUUUGGAAGAGUUUGGGGAGAUUGGCUUUCUGAGAUGCCAGGUAUCAGCCAAUGAAUCGAGCAUCCUCCAGGA